Messenger RNA from Ramularia collo-cygni, 447 nucleotides. RefSeq lists its product as uncharacterized. The record is from RefSeq and is a predicted model, not a curated record. NCBI's taxonomy places the organism in Eukaryota, Fungi, Ascomycota, Dothideomycetes, Mycosphaerellales, Mycosphaerellaceae. The transcript has a single exon. The coding region runs from base 1 to 447 and encodes 148 amino acids.
AUGGCUAAAUCAAAGGGCAAGAACAAGGUCAAGAAUGACCAAAAGACCGAGUCGACAGCAGCCGCGACAUCUCCUCUCACUUUGUCUGAACUUCGACAAAACGGUGGUCUCUGGUACAAGGUCCUCGUCCUCAUCUACGAUUUCCAACAUCAGAAGGAUGCGGUCAGCAAACGCCGCACUGACGCGACCGUCGACUCCACAUACAUAAGUGCGCCAUAUUUCACACCUGAAGAAGCAGAAGUCGUCAAGACGACUCUCGUGGACGACUCCGUCACCAUCGUAGAAGCGAUCCACACGGCUCUUGGGAGCUUCACCGACAAACGCGAAGCCAGCGGCGACUAUCGCCCGUGUGGCCCUCACGAUAUGGUCCCGGCUUUCCUGUCCUGCUUUGGUAUCGACAAGGCAGAGAUUGCAGACGAGAGGUUUGUCUCACGAGUCGCACGAUAA